AUGGAUCGCACCCACAGUCCAAAGCGGCGCAGGCUUGAGGGCAGCUUCCGUCCCUCUGAUCAUGCAGAUUACGCUGACGAUCUCGCUCCCUCCCUCAAAGUACAGCACCCCUCCAAACCUCGCCUGCCUAAGUCUUCGGACAGAAGUCGCAAAAGUGACUCGGCCCCGCGGCCUCGUCAACAGGAGUUUGAUGGACCCGAACCGUUCUACAACAAGGAAGACACAAACGCCCUGGACCGGGACUGGUACGCAGGUGAUGAGUUUGGCCACACUUUCGGAGAUGAUAGCCACAACCCCUUUGGCGGCGCAGAGCUCGCCUAUAUCGAUCAGCAGCGGGAGAAGAUCCUGGCCGAUAAGAAACUGGGAAAGCGCAUGACCGCCAAAGCAGCACAGAAGCAGAAAGAGGUCGAUGCCUGGGAAGCAAACCGCAUGCUCACGUCUGGUGUUGCUCAGAGGAAAGACCAGGCCCACGUUUUCGACGACGAUGACGCUGUGCGAGUCCAUCUCCUGGUGCACGACCUCAAACCUCCAUUCCUUGACGGGAAGACAAUCUUUACAAAGCAGUUGGACCCCGUUCCCGCAGUUCGCGACUCCCAGAGCGACAUGGCAGUCUUCAGUCGGAAGGGUAGUAAGGUGGUUCGUGAGAAAAGGCAGCAGAAAGAGAGGCAAAAGCAGGCCCAAGAAGCCACCAAUGCUGCCGGCACGACGCUUGGGAAUAUCAUGGGGGUCAAGGAUGACGAAGGGGAUAGCGCUGCAGCUGUGCCUGAUGAGCAAACCGGGAAAAGCAAGUUUGCCACACAUCUCAAGAAAAAUGCUGGCAGUUCAGCAUUCAGCAAGAGCAAGACAUUGAAAGAGCAGAGAGAAUAUCUUCCUGCCUUUGCGGUCAGAGAGGAGCUCAUGCGUGUCAUUCGAGACAACCAAGUCAUCAUAGUGGUUGGCCAGACUGGCUCGGGAAAGACCACCCAGCUCACUCAGUUCCUGUACGAAGAAGGAUAUGCUCAGCGUGGAUUGAUCGGCUGCACACAGCCUCGCAGAGUGGCAGCAAUGAGCGUCGCCAAGCGAGUCAGCGAGGAAAUGGAUGUGGAACUGGGUGGACUUGUUGGUUACGCUAUCCGAUUUGAAGAUUGUACGAGUGAGGAGACAUCCAUCAAAUACAUGACCGAUGGCGUGCUUCUUAGAGAAUCCUUGACGCAGCGGGACUUAGACAGAUACUCUUGCAUCAUUAUGGACGAAGCUCACGAACGUGCCCUCAAUACUGAUGUUCUAAUGGGUCUCAUCAAAAAGGUCAUUGCUCGUCGCAGAGAUCUUAAAUUGAUCGUCACUUCAGCCACAAUGAAUUCAGACCGCUUUUCCCGCUUUUACGGAGGAGCACCAGAAUUCAUCAUUCCAGGUCGUACAUUCCCUGUUGAUAUUCAGUAUUCUCGUUCUCCUUGCGAGGACUAUGUCGACAGUGCCGUGAAGCAGGUCUUGGCUAUUCACGUUUCACAAGCCGCCGGAGACAUUCUUGUCUUCAUGACCGGCCAAGAGGAUAUCGAGGUGACCUGUGAACUAAUUGAGGAGCGGCUUCGGCUACUGGUCAACCCUCCGAAACUUCUCGUCCUUCCUAUCUAUUCACAGAUGCCAGCAGAUCUGCAGGCCAAGAUUUUUGAUCCUGCACCUCCAGCCGUGCGGAAAGUAAUUGUUGCCACCAACAUUGCCGAAACCUCACUGACUGUCGACGGCAUCAUGUAUGUGGUUGACGCUGGCUUUUCAAAGUUGAAAGUUUAUAAUCCUCGAAUGGGUAUGGACACCUUACAAAUCACUCCGAUAUCGCAGGCAAAUGCUUCACAAAGGGCUGGCCGCGCUGGCCGUACAGGGCCUGGUAAAGCUUUUCACCUAUACACGGAACAGGCAUUCAAGAAUGAAUUCUAUGUUCAAACAAUACCUGAGAUACAGCGGACCAAUUUAGCCAACACCGUGCUGCUGCUCAAAUCUUUGGGAGUCAAGAACUUACUAGAUUUCGACUUCAUGGAUCCUCCUCCUCAAGAUACAAUUACAACAUCCUUGUUUGAUCUUUGGGCACUAGGUGCCCUUGAUCAUGUGGGGGAGUUGACAACCAUUGGUCUCACAAUGACUUCCUUUCCAAUGGACCCAUCCCUGGCAAAGAUGCUUAUCACUUCAUCCACAGAGUAUGAAUGUAGCGAAGAGAUUUUGACAAUUGUCAGUAUGCUAUCUGUCCCAUCCGUCUUUUACAGACCAAAGGAACGGCAGGAGGAGUCUGAUGCAGCAAGAGAAAAGUUCUUUGUUCACGAAUCAGAUCAUUUGACCCUGCUGCAUGUGUACAGUCAAUGGAAAGUCAAUGGCUACAGUGAUGCAUGGUGUAUUCGACACUUUCUCCAUCCUAAAGCACUUCGCCGCGCAAAAGAAAUCAGGGAGCAGCUCCAUGACAUUAUGGGACAACAAAAGCUGCAGCUUAUCUCUUGCGGUACCGAUUGGGAUGUAAUUCGAAAGUGCAUAUGCUCAGGCUACUAUCACCAAGCCGCUCGACGCAGAGGAAUAGGAGAGUACAUCAACCUGCGUAGCAGCGUUACUGUCCAGCUUCAUCCAACCUCUGCUUUGUAUGGCCUGGGCGAUCCACCCGAUUAUGUUGUGUACCACGAACUCAUUCUCACGAGUAAGGAAUAUAUGAGCUGUGUGACGGCGGUUGACCCUCAUUGGCUAGCCGAUCUGGGUGGGGUCUUCUACAGCUUAAAAUCAAAGGAGUACAGCAGCAAAGACAAACGUAUCAUUGAGAGUGAGUUCAAUCGAAAAAUGGAAAUUGAAACGCACAUGGCCGAAGAGCGUGCCAAGGAUGAGAGACGACAGAAAGAAGAGGAAGAAAAAGAAAAGCUUUUGGCAGGAAGGCCUAAAAGCAGUGGAGUGAUGAUCAAGAAGAGUGGAAGUAACGGGGUAGUCAAGAAGCCCGUGAUACCAAGGCGAAGGAUGGGAUUCUAG
This is a messenger RNA of Exophiala aquamarina CBS 119918, 2973 nucleotides long. Its product is annotated as adenosinetriphosphatase. Bases 1 to 2973 code for a protein of 990 amino acids. The transcript is spliced from 2 exons. Gene Ontology annotation, molecular function: ATP binding; RNA binding. Gene Ontology annotation, biological process: mRNA splicing, via spliceosome. Gene Ontology annotation, cellular component: spliceosomal complex; intracellular anatomical structure. The record is from RefSeq and is a predicted model, not a curated record. NCBI's taxonomy places the organism in Eukaryota, Fungi, Ascomycota, Eurotiomycetes, Chaetothyriales, Herpotrichiellaceae.